CUUAAUGUCUUGUGGACUCAUUAUUUAUUUAUUUAGAUAGUUAUUUAGUUAAGUGCACGAGAGUGUUAACCCUAAAAUUGACCGGAAGUGGUUUUUGUUCCGCACGGAAGGCGUCACGCAGUCACACAAGUUGCAGAUGUUUACACAGUACGUGGAAGAAUUUCCCGUUAGUUUCUAUUCUGCGUUCGUUUGGCGGAACUACGGAGCUGGUUUGUCAAGUCAGUGAGUGACGUUUCAGCUGUGUGUAGCUGCGACAAAAGGGUAAAAAAAAAAAAAAAAACUUCACAGCAGAAGUUAGCAGCAGCGACUCCGACCAAAAUAGCACAACGAAUUAGCUCGUUAGCUUGCGCCCGCCACAGGACGGGCAAACGGACGCAACGCAGGACACGAGUAAACGAUUAACUAGAUAUGGCUGUGAGUGUUAGUAAAACGUGUAUUUUUAUUUCUGGGACUUUAUACAGUCAGCGCUUUGGUUAGCUUGCUCCUGUCACGCGCUGUGUAUGAACGCAGCUUCAUGGCUAGCUGAACUGUUUUUUUUUUCUUUUUUUUUUUUUUUAAAAGAAUAGGAAACGCUGCCUUAUUUUCUGCUAUGCUAUGUAACUUACACUGGUAAGGAAACCACACCUUACAGCAGGGGAGUGACAAAUGACACUUUUACUCUCGCCUACCAGUCUCCCUACAGCUGGAAACUUGACGUCCAUGCUUCCUCUUGAUUUUUCUCCUGUCACGUUCAGCUCCUGCCGAACUGAGCCACUGCCAUCUGGUCCAGCAUGAAGGCCCUGGGAUCCAAAUUUUCCUUUUAUGCGGGUUUUGUGGUGGGAACCUUCAUGUUGUACGUGUUCUUGCGACAGAUAUGGUUUGAGAGUGCAGCUCAGCAAAGCUUAGUGAAACAUCAUGACCCCCAGCAACUUGAGGAAGAGGAAUGGAAGAAGGACAGAUCUGCUCUCUUCCGUCUCAAACAUCCUCAUCAUAUAGGUGAGGAUAGCCGCAUGGCUGACGAGUUGUACAAAAAGGUGCGAAUUCUUUGCUGGGUGAUGACAGGACCCAACAACCUGGAGAAAAAGGCUCGGCACGUGAAGCACACAUGGAGUCGUCAUUGCAACGUUGUAGUUUUCAUGAGCUCUGUGGAUGAUCCUGACUUCCCCACAGUGGGAUUGGGCACUAAAGAGGGCCGCGAUCAGCUGUAUUGGAAAACAAUCCGAGCCUUCCAUUAUGCCUACGAGCAUCAUGCCGAAGAGGCGGAUUGGUUCCUCAAGGCGGAUGACGACACCUACGUGAUUGUAGACAACCUGCGAUGGGUCCUUGCUAACCACACGCCUGACGAGCCAAUUUACUUCGGCCGAAGGUUCAAGCCUUACACCAAGCAGGGAUACAUGAGCGGCGGCGCAGGCUACGUCCUGAGCAGAGAGGCUCUGCGGAGAUUCGUAGACGGUUUUAAAACCAAAGUGUGCACACACACCACCUCUGUGGAGGACCUGGCAAUGGGGCAGUGCAUGGAGAAGGUCGGGGUGCUGGCAGGAGACUCCAGAGAUACUUCACACAGAGAGACGUUUCACCCGUUUAUCCCUGAGCAACACCUCACUGCCAAGUUCCCAAAGAGCUUCUGGUACUGGAGCUACUGCUAUUACCCCAUCUCAGAGGGUCCCAAGUGCUGUUCGGAUAUAUCCGUGUCUUUCCAUUAUGUAGAUGCUCCAGGCAUGUAUUUAUUGGAAUACUACGCCUAUCACCUGCGUGCCUUUGGCUACAAAUAUCGAUACCAACCCCCCACCCCAAAGGGUUAUAGAAUUGAACAUUUACCUUCAAGAAAUGCUGCAGAAGGACAAAAUGAAGUGGUUUCUCAGGAGAAGGAAAACAAAGAGGUGAAUGAUCCGUCCCAGACUGACCUGAGGCAGGAUGCAGAUCCUCCCCCUGCAGAUGAUGAAGACGCUCCUGCAGCUCCAGAGGAAAACUGACUCUCAUAACGCUUUGUGGGUCAAACAAAUUUUAAGGCUGACAGAAACAAGAUGGUUUUUAUGUUUAUCAGUUCUUUCUGACAAUUUGGACUCAUUGCCUGAGAGUUCUGGACUGCUUUUAGUGUGAACCGUGAGUGGAAGACUGUUCCUCAACUUGGAACAUAUUUUGUGAUUUUUAUCCUUUUUCUAUUGUGUUUUUUUAACAAAUGUAUUUCUUGAGACCUAGAAACAUUUGUCUGCUCGUACUGACUUUGAAACAAAGGUGAGUAGUUAAGUAUUUAACUGAUUUUUUCUUUUUUUAACUUAACAGUCACAUCUAAACCACCACUUUAUUGUUUAGACUUGCUGAAGUUGCUUGAGUUCAUUCCAAAUGUAAAAUUCUAGAUCAGCCAGGAGGAACCAGAUCUUGGGUUUUCCAAGAAAAUAUAUUUGAUUUAUUUUAAAACCAAGUUAUAAAGCUUUUAAGUUCAACUACCCAGCUUUAACUUGAAAAACUCGUCAAACUUGAUUUUUGGUUGCCUUCAAAAACAUUUUCACCCAGGCACAAAUGAAAAAGUGUUACGUGUUAAAGUCAGUCACAUCUUAUUUACAUUUAGCUUAAGGGAGAAUUUUCAUCUUGAUUCAAUUCAAUUCAAUUCAAUUUAUUGUCAUUAUACUGAAACAGGGUUGUACAGUGCAACAAAAUGCUUUUAAGCUAGAUCUCCAGUGCAGCAACAAAAGACAUAGUGCAGACAAGACAUAGCGUGCAUAAACAUUAGACACAAACAUUAAAUACACAAUCGUGUAUAUGAAGUGAACUAGGUGUGGACAACGGACAGUGUAUGAUUGUUCAGGUUUUGGCUGGAGUGGCUGGGGUCACCAGUUUAACAGCACGGGGAAAGAAGCUGUUCUUGAGUCUGCCGGUAGGCAAACUGAUGUGGAUCCAGAGUGCCAGGAAGGCUGUUCUUAAUGUGACCCAGAAUCAGCCUCUCAAAGCACUUCAUCGCAAUAGGUGUGAGAGCGAUGGGACGGUAGUCAUUCAGGCAGGAGAUGGUGGUUUUCUUUGGGAUAGGGAUAACUGUAGUGGCUUUGAAGCAGGCCGAAACAGUGGACUGUGCCAGAGAGGCGUUAAAUGAAAGGGCCUUAAAUGUUCAUUUUAAAGGUUUUUAUGUUAAGGUUUAAUUAGAUAACUGGAUUUGUAACAAGUAUUUUCUCUUUUUUAUCUAAUUUUUUUAUGUGUAAAAGUUUUCCAAUCAAAGGUCAGAGAGUUUAAAAGGACCUGUUCACUAUGACUAGAAACAAACAUUCAUAAAAGAGGGACCAGGAUAUGUUUGAAAGUGUUUGAAAUAAUACUUUUAUUGGUAUUUUGUUAAGUAAACACUUUGUUUUGAAGCAAUGUGAGUGAAGACAGUUUAUAACUUACUGUAAUGUGGUAUACAACUAUUUUGACCCUUAAACAAUGAAAUAUCAGUCCGGUCCAAUCAACUGGAAAAAUAGACUUAAUUUUCAGCCUCUGUUAAAUGUUAAUAUCAAAGUACACAUAGUUGGCUGUGUAUUAGGUAUCAUCAAAAGCAGUGUAAGUGUGUCAUGUUAAGAUCAGCUGUAUUUAAGAGGUCUUUACCUUGGUUGUUUGUUUUUAGAUUCCAUAUUUUUCCAGUUAACUUGGUGUGAAAUUAUCCAAUCCAUAUUCUUACCAAAAAUGUUAUUAUACUUAGUUGUUUUUUUUGGGGGGGGGGCAUAACUAUAAUUCUCUAAAUUUUCUCUGAUGCAUCUAUUGAUUCCCACAAAGAAUGAAACUACAGUGAAGGCUGACUAAUUUUUGUGUACCUGGGUUAUAGUAGUCCCUUUUUGGUUCUUCCUAAUAGCAGGAGCGUGUUUAGCAAAGAGCAAAUUUCCUCGAUGUGUUUUUGCUUUGAUAGUUUAACCAGUUUGCUAAGUAAGUAGUGAAUUACGUCCUCUUAGCUUCCUGAAACAAAAGUGAACGUAUUACAAAUGAAUGGCUUCACUUGGUUUCGUGCCCUUCCUGAAAACUGGGUCAGGACAGGUUCCCUGCAUCUGCAGACAGACAUGUUUUGUGCCUUGAAAACUGAGAUUGUAUGAGCCAUCAACUGCAUAUGUGACUUUGCACUGUGACAUUACAAUGACGAGAGGAAGACAGACUGUAGUUUUUCUGAAUCCUUCUGUUGUAAUGUUCACGGCCUUUGAGCCAGUGUUUGAGUUGUUUCGGUUUUUUUGUAAUCAGAGGUUUUUUGUUUUAGUUUCCACUAGGUCCCUUGAUGUAAAAAUUCUUCAUGGGCCAGACCAUGUACUUUCUUCUUAGAACGAAAAGUAUUUUAAGCAGUUUUCCAAUAUGUAACCAAAAAAAAAAAAAAAACUUCAGAUGAGACACUAUGAUGGCCACAAACUGUUUGAAACUGAAUUAAUUUGGAGUUUAAUGUGAUUCAAAUGCACUUUUGAAAGGAACUUUUGUUGUUUUUAACCACUUGAAGCCAUUUUUUUCCCUAGUUGUUUUAAUGGAUCACAAUUGCCUAUCAAAGUAUAAUGUGUGACGAGCAUGUUUUCUCUUUUGAUGGCAAAAGUAUUAAAAAAAUACAUUUUUUACAUUUUAACCUAUAGCAUGUUUUAUGUAUUAAAAUAUAGAGAAACAAAUGACUGCAAUUAAAAUUAACAUUUUUUAUUAGUUAAUAAAACAGCUGUUUCUAGUUUUUGUUGGUAGUGAAGCCACACAUCUGGUCCAUGACAAUCUUUUUGAUAUUAAAGUUUUCUCCAAGGGAAAAGUGUACAGCUCUGUAUUUAUAUCUAAAUUGUAUUUAUGUUAAAAUUGACAUAAAAGUCUGGUUCAUUAGUAUUUUAGCGUGUGAUAAUUCAACAGUUUUUCAGCACACAAUCAGUGUGAUGGUUUAUGGUGAAAGAUAUUUUAUUCACUAUAAAUAAAUGCAUAUUUUAUUGUA
This is a messenger RNA of Austrofundulus limnaeus, 4882 nucleotides long. It is a transcript of the gene c1galt1lb, whose product is annotated as core 1 synthase, glycoprotein-N-acetylgalactosamine 3-beta-galactosyltransferase 1, like b. The record is from RefSeq and is a predicted model, not a curated record. Gene Ontology annotation, molecular function: N-acetylgalactosaminide beta-1,3-galactosyltransferase activity. Bases 771 to 1952 code for a protein of 393 amino acids. Gene Ontology annotation, cellular component: membrane. The transcript has 3 exons. Lineage: Eukaryota; Metazoa; Chordata; Actinopteri; Cyprinodontiformes; Rivulidae.